Rhea pennata is the source of this 1152-nucleotide messenger RNA. It is a transcript of the gene B3GALT9, whose product is annotated as beta-1,3-galactosyltransferase 9. The record is from RefSeq and is a predicted model, not a curated record. The transcript has 2 exons. Gene Ontology annotation, molecular function: hexosyltransferase activity. Lineage: Eukaryota; Metazoa; Chordata; Aves; Rheiformes; Rheidae. Gene Ontology annotation, cellular component: Golgi membrane. The coding region runs from base 1 to 1152 and encodes 383 amino acids.
AUGAGGCUGCCCACCUACCGCAAGUCAUCUCGUACAGGAGCUACACUGACGUUCUGCAGGCUUCGGACCCAUCAGUGGUGCUUCAUUCUAUUCAAUGUCUUGCUUUUCCAUGCACUGCUUUUUGGAGCAGAUUUACUGGAGAAAUACUUCCUGCGGUCAUUACCUCUUUCUUACGCUGACGUGAAGGUUCUUGAAAUCAGGGAGAGGGCUAGGACAUUAGACAUGGAUCCUCUAAAGACCAAUCUCUCCAAGUCUUACACCGCCAACAGUGCAGAGGCGUGCUCAGAUCAAGAGGUAUUUUUGCUUGUUCUUGUCUGCAGUAGCCCAGAAAACAGGACAAGGCGCAACGCGAUCAGACAGACAUGGGGUAACGUGACAGACGCCAGAGGUUACGCUGUCCUUACGUUGUUUGUUUUAGGAAAGCCAACUGCAGUAAUCACCCAGCUGGAGAUCAACGAAGAGUCUCAGAAGCACAGAGACAUUAUUGAAGGAAGCUUCAUUGAUUCCUCUGUGACUCAGACUCAGAAGAUUGCGAUGAGCAUGGAAUGGACAGUAACUUUCUGUCCCCAUGCAAGGUACAUUCUUAAAACCAAUGAAGAAAUGUUUGUCAGUAUUCCAAGUUUGGUUGGAUACUUGCUUAGCUUAACACAACUAGAGGACAUUUAUAUUGGGAGAGUCAUUCAUCAAGCAGUACCUGUCAGAGACCCUGAAAGCCCUGGCUUUGUUCCCAUCAGUCAAUACCCAGAAGAGUUUUACCCGGAUUACUGCAGUGGGACAGCUUUCGUUGUUUCCCAGGACGUAGCUCGGAAGGUGUACGUAGCUGCCAAGGAAGCGCCAGCUUCGGUGCCUCCCGAUAUCUUUGUUGGAAUCUGUGCUAAGAAAGCUGGCAUCAUUCCUAUUCACAGCUCUCGGUUUUCUGGGGAAAAGCACAUCAGAUACAAUCGGUGCUGCUACAAAUUCAUUUUCAGCUCUUCCAACAUGAAAGAGAAUGAGCUACUUAAGGACUGGAGGGAAGUAAGUGAUGGAAAAGAUUGCUCAUUACUGGAAACUUACUAUGGUCUGCUGUCCUGUAAAGUUUUAACCUACUUUGAUAAGUUCAAACAGUUUAACAUAGAUACGAUAAAAAAUGAGGCUCUUCAUUUUGCUGAUUAA